AUGGACGACUUCAUUCCUAGGAAUUAUCAAAUUCAAUUGAUGGAAAUUGCACUUCAGCAAAAUACCAUUAUUUAUUUACCGACUGGGUCAGGAAAGACUUUUAUUGCUUUAAUGACAUUAAAGCAAUUAAGUGAACCAUUGGCAAAAAGCUACAGCGAAGGGGGUAAAUUAAGUGUAAUAUUAGUAAAUACUGUAGCUUUGGUGGAUCAGCAUGCUAAAUAUUUUGAAAAUCAUACCUAUUUUAAAGUAGGAAGAUAUUCUGGUGAAUUUAAUUUAGAUUUUUGGCCUAGAGAAAAGUGGUAUGAAGAAUAUAAUAAAUUUAAUGUUAUUAUAAUGACUUCACAAAUUCUAAAGAAUCUAAUUGAAAGUAAUUAUAUUGAUUUGAACAAAAUUAAUUUGCUAAUUUUUGAUGAAUGCCAUCAUGGGGUGUCAAAUCAACCAAUGAGGCAAAUCAUGAUGAAUUUUCAAGGGUUGACAAGUCCACCUAGAGUAUUGGGGCUAACAGCGACUUUAUUGAAUGGAAAUUGUAGUCCGCUUAAAGCUAUGAAUGAAGUUAAAACUUUAGAGACCACUUAUCAUGCCAAAGUUGCCACCGUUAAUGGCCUAGAAGUUAUAGUGGGAUACUCAACAAACCCUAAAGAAUUGAUACAUUACUUUGAUAAACAUAUGUGUUCCUCCAUAGAAAUGGAAGCUAUAACAGAAUUGCAAAAGGUUGCAAAUGUUUUAUGUAGUAUCAGAUUAAUAAACAAAAAGCCUGACAAAGUAAUGAAUCUACAAAGACUAGACGAAAAUGAGACGGACAUGAAGAAAUUAAAAAAUCUAGUAGAAGACUGUAUAAAGCAAAUACAAAUGUUUGGAAUGUAUGGUGGUUGUAUAGCUACAAUUAGCUACAUAUUCCAAAUUGAACGAAUUAAAAGAACUUGCAUAGAUGCAGAUGUAAUGCAAUUAUUAAAUUAUGUGACCUCCGUACUGAGUUAUAUUAAAAAAAUUUUUGAAAAUAAAAUGAAGGAUGUCGAGGGCAAAGACAAAAUAUUAAAGUACUCUUCUAAUAAAGUAAUAGUACUUAUAUCUGUCUUUGAAGAAUUUAAACUGAAUUCUAAAGAGGAACUUUGUGGAAUAGUCUUUGUGGAGCGACGAUUUACCGCUAAAAUUGUCUGCCACAUAUUAGAACAUUUAGCACUAUUUGAUUCCACUUUCCAAGUUAAAGCAAAUUUUAUGGUGGGAAUGCAGAAUAAUCCCUACAGCAAUAUGAAAGAAAAUCUUUUUAUUGCCAAGAAAAAUAAACAAGUAAUAGAAAGCUUUAUUCACAAAGAAAUUAAUGUUAUCUGUUCUUCAAGUGUUCUUGAAGAAGGAGUAGAUAUUCCAAAAUGCACUUUAGUUAUAAAAUUUGAUAAACCAACGAAUUAUCGAUCUUACAUACAAUCAAAGGGUAGAGCCAGGCAUAAACUUAGUAUGUUCUACACUUUGGUGGAAAAAGAAGAGGGUGCAAAGUAUUUAAGUACCCUAAAGCAAUUUCAGGACGUUGAAAAUAUUUUAAACAAUUAUUUAAUUGGCAAAAACAUGGAAAGACCGCAACCAACUCAACAAGAUCUUAUGGAAAUGUAUAAUGAAAAUCCUUUGCCGCCUUACUACGUAGAUGGUCCAAAUUCUGCUAACGUAAACAUGUUAUCGGCAAUAGCACUUCUUUGUCAGUACUGUCAAAGUUUGCCAACAGAUGGCUAUACCGUGUACGCACCAGAUUGGUAUAUAGAAAAAAAGGAAAAAACACGGGUUCACAUCAUGAUGCCGACAAUUUGUCCUAUUGUAGAACCAAUAGCUGGACAUUGGAUGAGUAACGCUAAAGACGCGAAAAGAGCAGCAGCCCUAAGAGCGUGCAUUUUGUUGCAUCAAUGCGGUGAACUCGAUGAUCAUUUGAUGCCGAAAAAGCAGGAAGUGACCGAGGAAGACGUCUCCUUUCUAUUUACCCAUUAUCCGGCUGUAAAAGAAGCAAACGCUGGCACGAAAAACAAAAGAAGACUCCAUAAAAAACAAGUUCCAAAAUGCCUCCAAGGCGAGCUCAAGUCAAACUCGAUGAAACUGUAUUUGCACAUAAUAAAUCUAUCUCCAGAAUUUUCAAGAAAAGAAGAUAUUAAUCAAUCGACUUUAUAUGACAUGUAUUCUUCCAAUUUGUGCUAUGGCGUGCUGUCACCAAGAGCUUUACCCGUAAUUUGUGACUUUCCCACAUAUGUUUCUCUUGGCACUGUUAACGUUAGCGUAGAAAUAAACAAAGGCUGCGUCGUUUUAACAAAAACGGACCUAGAUGACAUUAAAGAAUUCCAGUACCUAAUAUUUAACGAUGUUCUUGAAGUUUUAAAACCAUUUUUAAUUUUUGACAACAGUCAUGAAAGUCAACUUCUUUUGGUUGUACCUGUAAAUAAACAAUACAGAACAAUAGAUUUUGACGUAUUACGGAAUCAUUUUUCUCUAAAACCAAUGUAUGGUAGUUUAACAUUGGAUGAAAAACUUAAUCUUGAUGUAACCCAAGAAAAUUAUUUAAAAAAAAUUGUCUCUCCAACUUACCGAAGUGGCACUAUGUAUGUGGUAACAGAAGUUUCCUAUAACAGAAAUCCUACAAGCGAUUUUCCAAACUGUUCUUACAGUAAUUUUAUGGAAUAUUACAAAGAUAAGCAUAACAUUUUAGUAUUAAACAAAAACCAGCCACUUCUUUUAGUAAAAGCUCUUUCAAAACGUUUAAAUUUAAUAAAACCUAGAGGUGAAAUGUCCAAGAAAAAAAGAAAGUAUGAAGAAGCUGUAGAGUACUUGAUUCCUGAGCUGCUGAUAAAGCAAGAUAUACCUGGGGAGCUAUGGAUCCAGGCCAGUUUUUUACCAACAAUUCUCACCAGAAUCGUUUUUCUCCUAAAUGUCGAGGAACUUCGCUCCAGGAUCGCUCUAGAAACAAGGCUGGGCCAGGUUCAAGUGCUUGAAUGCAGCCCAUUAAAACUUGAUGAGCACUUGCUUGACUAUGACCCUAACAUUGAAAAGAAAGAAAAUCCUGUAAAAAUAACGAUUCAAGAAAGUACUGGAUUGUCAGAAAACAUAAAUUUUGUUUCAAAAGUGAUUAACAAAGAUUAUUCUGCAAAAAGGACCGAGGCCGAAUAUCCCUGGUCAGAUAUUGAGGAACCAAAGGAUCUUGAUAGGCAACUUAACGUAACUAUUAUGGACAUUGAGUACUAUGAGCAGUUUAUGCAAAAGAAAACGCCAGAUAUUAAUAGCUCAUCACCCAAACAUGUUUACCCAGCACUAACAUACAAUAAGGAUUUUACCGAAGUUAAACUAGGAUGUUUACAAAUUCCUUUUUAUAAUCAAGGCCCAGAUCAAUGUGAUGUAUAUAAAGCUCUUACUGCUAUAAAAGCGAAUGAUAUAGUGAAUUUAGAAAGACUUGAAACUUUGGGAGACUCAUUCCUUAAACUUAUUGCCACUUUGUAUAUAACUUUAAAAUUUCCUGAUUUUAAUGAAGGACAAUCAACCACCCUUAAAAGUAGAAUUGUAAGCAACAAAAAUCUGUAUUAUUUAGCUGUUAAAAAGAAUCUAGGUGGUAUAAUGCAAUACUCCACUUUGGCUCCUAAAGAAGAAUGGUUGCCUCCGUCUUAUUGUGCACCUUCCAAAGUCCAGAAUGAAAUUCUGGAUAAGAAUAUGUCUUAUAGUAGUUUAUUCGAUGUUAAUAUACCCGCCGAGGAACAAAUUACUGGAAUACUGAGCCUCGAUACUGUGAAUGAGAUUAAUAAUCUUGAGACUGUCAAAGAGAAUCCAGAGGAGUUGGAGAGUUGCCUUCAUUCUGUUUGUCAUUUUUUGAAACAUCAAUAUAUAGGAGACAAAAACGUUGCUGAUGCUAUAGAGGCUUUGAUUGGUUUAUACUUUGAAACAUCUGGAUUUACUGGGGCGGUAAAGAUUGUUGAAUGGAUCGGUAUCAUACCAAAGUCCGAGCGCUUAUUGGAUUUAAUAAAGCAACCUUCUAAAUCUCCACUAAUUACUUCAGUAACUGACAUCAGUAGAUUUAACUUCAUGUUACCAGAGUGGGUUAAAAUCGAAAAACAACUAGAUUACACUUUCAAAAACAGAGCUUAUCUUUUACAAGCUCUCACACACGGAUCGUAUUCCUGCAACCGACUUACACGGUCCUAUGAAACCUUGGAAUUUUUGGGCGACGCAGUUUUGGACUUUUUGAUCACCUGCCAUAUUUACGAGUCCUGUGGUUUUUUGAACCCCGGUCAGCUGACGGACCUCAGGUCUGCCCUGGUUAAUAAUAACACAUUCGCUAGCUUUGUAGUACGUCUAGGAAUACAGAAGUCCUUGCUUAUAAUGAACUCUCAGCUCCAAGGUCAGAUUGAUAGGUUUGUCUCCUAUAUGCAGUCCAGAAAUUACGUCAUUGAUGACGAGGUAGUUAUUUUGCUGGACGAGGAUGAUUUGCAUUUGGCUGAAUAUGUAGAUGUUCCGAAGAUUUUGGGUGAUAUAUUUGAAGCUCUUGCAGGUGCCAUUUAUUUGGAUAGCAAUAAAGAUUUAAAUGUUGUUUGGAGAGUUUUCUACAAAAUCAUGUAUAAAGAGAUUGAUAUGUUCAGUAAAAAUGUCCCUAAAAAUGUGAUUAGAAAGCUCUAUGAAACGCAAGGUUUAUACCCUAAAUUCAGCGAUGCGACUCCGGCUACUGGUAACACAACCAUGGUUGCAUUGGAGUAUAUGCUUAAUGGCAGACCAAAGAGAGUUUUUGGUUUUGGCACAAACAAGACUAUGGCCAAAAAAGCAGCGGCAAAAAUAGCUUUAAGAUCUCUGAAUCUGUAA
Brassicogethes aeneus is the source of this 4812-nucleotide messenger RNA. The record is from the annotation of a GenBank genome assembly. NCBI's taxonomy places the organism in Eukaryota, Metazoa, Arthropoda, Insecta, Coleoptera, Nitidulidae.